UGCAACGAAAGGGUGGGCCUUUGCUCUGAUGGUGAUCUUCUCUGUGCUUCUGUCAUGGAGCAUUCCAAGAGGCGAGUCAGAGAGAGCCUUUAUCUCUUUCUCCUCCCAUGAACCACUGGUCAAAGCGGUUUCUCUGGCUUCUGCUGAUGGAGGCCAAGAUUUCUUCAUGGAGAUGACAGAUUCUGUUGCAAUGAACAUUGAGUACGAUUUCUACCGCGAUACAUGCCCUGAAGCUGAGACCAUUGUAAGUUCUACGAUGGCUCAGAUUUACUCCCAGCACAAGAAUGUCUCUGCUCAGCUUCUUCGCCUCUUUUUCCAUGAUUGCUUCAUUCAGGGUUGCGAUGCUUCAGUCCUCUUGGAUGACAGCAAUGGGAAUAAAAACCAUUCCAUAGAGAAGCAGGCUGUGCCAAAUAAGACCUUGAAAGGAUUUGAUAAAAUUUAUCAGAUCAAGGAGGUGCUUGAAAAUGUUUGCCCAGGGGUGGUAUCUUGUGCUGACAUACUUGCUCUUGCCACCAGAGAUGGCGUUGUUCUGGCUGGUGGUCCCUUUUAUCCACUUUUCACUGGUAGAAGAGAUAGUGCCCGCUCCUACUAUGAUGAAGCCACGGCUGAGAUUCCAAAACCUGAUGAUAAUAUCACUCAGACACUUCAUCUGUUCUCACUCAGAGGUUUUACUGACAGAGAAACCGUCAGUCUUCUAGGAGGGCACAACAUUGGGAAGAUUGGAUGUGAGUUCAUUCAGUCUCGCCUUCACAACUUCAAGGGGACAGGGAAAACAGACCCAACUGUUUCUCCUAGUUUCCUCAAUGAGAUGAGAGUUUUCUGUGAAGACAAUGGUAAUGAGAAGAGUAGCCAAGGAUCACCAAUGGCAGCUACCAUGGCGUCUCCCAUGGCAUUCCCCACGGCAGGCCCCAUGGCAUCAUCCCCAAUGGCAUCAAGGGGCAUGAGUGAGAAGCCUGCGCCGAGGGGGAUGCCAUACUUUCAGCAACUGUCAUCAUCUGUAUCGUCUGGGGCAGGCUUUGACACUCAUUACUACCAGAGCUUGUUGAGAGGCAGAGGACUUCUCUUUGCUGAUCAGCAAUUGAUGGCUAAUGAGAGGACAGCCAGAUUGGUGAGAGCUUAUGCUUCAGACGAUGGAUCAACCUUCCGGAUGGACUUUGCCCGGGCAAUGAUGAAGAUGUCUAACCUUAAUCCACUCACUGGAUCUCAAGGUCAGGUCCGAUUAGAAUGCACUCUAGCUAGCUAGCUAGUUCUUAACUGACAGAAUCCAACCGGAGGCCAUGACGGAGAUUGAAGAAAAUUUCUGUUGAAAAAUUUGUUCCCUCUGGUUGUACAGUAGAGAAACUUUUAGCCAUGUUAGACCACAUUCAUUCCUUCAGCCAUCUUUAUUAGUCAUGUUCAUUUGUGAAUUGUUAGUACCUGCAGAUAUAUAGCAGCAAGCAAAGAAAGUUCAACUACAGAAUGUUAAUCCCCUUCCCGCCUAUGUAGAGUUGAAUUUUUCUGAUUGUGAAUAACUCAAGGACUAGUGUGAUUGUUUUCUUUCUGCCAUAUACAAGAUGGGAUUUUCUUUUUUCUUUUUCUUUCUUAAAAAUCCAUGUCCAUGUCCGAGACUUCAUAAUGAUGGAACUCAACUAUGGAGGCAUAACAAUCAGAACAAGGACCAGUGUCAUGUGGUUCUAUAGGUUUAGCAAAAUCAAAUUGAAUAAUUCAAGGACCAGUGUGAUUGUUUUCU
Prunus persica (peach) is the source of this 1729-nucleotide messenger RNA. Its product is annotated as putative Peroxidase 48. Gene Ontology annotation, molecular function: heme binding; peroxidase activity. Gene Ontology annotation, biological process: response to oxidative stress; hydrogen peroxide catabolic process. The transcript has 4 exons. Lineage: Eukaryota; Viridiplantae; Streptophyta; Magnoliopsida; Rosales; Rosaceae. Gene Ontology annotation, cellular component: plant-type cell wall; plasmodesma. The record is from RefSeq and is a predicted model, not a curated record. The coding region runs from base 29 to 1243 and encodes 404 amino acids.